UUUUAAUUUUAAUUUUUCAUGCUUCUGUCUGUCUCUCUCUACAUUUUUGGGAAAAGCAAGACUUUGGUUAGCUCUUAGCUGUACAGAAAAAGAAAAAAAAAGCUCUCUCCUUCCUUUAUAGUUACCGACUCUCUUCAAAGAUCUGUUCUAAUCUCUCUCUCUCUCUUUUUUUUUUUUUCCUCUGCAACUUCUAAUUCUUUCAUUUAUCUAGAUUAAACCCCGCAAGCAAACACUGUCUUAGCCCUGGAUCUCUCUUUAUAUUAAAGCUUUAAAGCAAAGUCCAUAUCUAAAUUCAGGGCAGUAGCAAAUGGCGAAUCGAGUGAAAGAAGAUGAAAGAAAUGAACGAAUAAUUCGAGGACUUUUGAAGCUACCUGAGAAUCGUAGAUGCAUUAAUUGUAAUAGUCUGGGACCACAAUAUGUUUGCACAAAUUUCUGGACAUUUGUUUGCACUACCUGUAGUGGAAUACAUCGGGAAUUCACGCACAGAGUUAAAUCAGUAUCAAUGGCUAAAUUUACUUCACAAGAAGUUACUGCCCUUCAAGAAGGAGGAAACAAACGUGCGAGAGACAUUUAUCUUAAAGAAUGGGAUCCACAGCGUCAGUCUGCUCCUGAUGUCAGUAAUGUUGAUAGACUUCGGGACUUUAUUAAGCAUGUUUAUGUGGAUCGAAGAUACACUGGUGAUAGGAACUCCGGAAAGCCUCCUAGUGUGAAGUUGGGUGACAAAGAGGACUCGUACCAUGGAGGGUCUCGAAGUCCACCAUAUGAGGAUUCAUAUGAACGCCGUUACAGUGAAAUGUCUAGUCCUGGUGGAAGAAGUGAUGACAGAAAUUCCAGAUAUGGUUAUGAUGAAAGGAGGAGCCCUGGAUAUGAUCAAGAAAGUCGACAGUAUAAUGAUUACAGGAGAAGUCCUGAGGUAGUCAAUGAUUGGCGCCGGGAAGAUAGAUUUGGAAAUGGAAAGAGAGCUGAUGACCGUAGAGUAUCUGAUGGCGAAUCAAAGCUGGAAAGCAGGUCACCUGAACGGCCGAAAGAUCCAGAAGCUUCUAGUCCCCCUGUUGUACGACCCGUAAGAGAAAUCUUAGGGGAUAAUAUAGUGCCUCUUCGUAUAAGUGAACCUCCCAAAGCUAAUUUAAGAGCUGCUGAUGGCUCUUCACAGACACAGAGAACUGCCUCUUCUAGUAGCUUGGGAUCUGCCAACGGGAAUCCAACAGAAGUUAAAUUGGAGAAUACUGUAAGCUUAAUUGAUUUUGAUGCCGAUCCAGAACCACCUGUUACUACCGCAGUGCGUCAAGCACAACAAACACCUGCCUCUCAAUCGAUUGCACAACCAGCAACUACAACUAAUGAUAACAAUUGGGCUUCAUUUGAUUUUGCCCCUGAAAUUAAGGUGUCUCAAGUUGCUUCAACUGCCAAUCCCCUGGAAUCUGUUCUCUCGCAAUUAUCAGUGCCAGCCUCUGCACCUGGUCAGAUAUCUGGAAUGCCAAGUGGUUCUGGUGCUCCAUUAGCAGCCAAUGCAGCAAAUUUGACAAUCACCGGUGCCUCACCUGUUUUGUCAACAGGAAAUGCACCUGUGUUGCCGCCCAAUGGCAGUGCAUCUGCAGUGACACCGGUUAAUAGCUUGUCAGCAUUUAUUCCCGUUGGCAUUUCAUCAGCUUCUCCUGGAUUGGCACCUCAAAUACCUGUCAGUGGUGGUAACUCCUUUGUCAAAGUUAAUGAAGCUGGGCAAUGGCCUAAUGUGCAGCAUUCCCAACCUUUUCUGUUUCCUGUUUCCAGUGGUCAGUCUACCACUCAACAAUUUACACCACCAUUCAAUGGAGCAUCAGGCAAUCAGCCAUGGAAUUUGUCAGCGGCCCCUAAUGUGCAGACAUCUUUGAGUACAUCAUCUAUGGGAGCCACUCAGGUGGUAUCUACACCUGGUGUAUCACAGCCUCCAGUCAUGGAAAUAAAAUCAAGCGGAAGACAAGAACUGCCUGCGGAUCUUUUUACCGCAACUUAUUCAUCUUUCCCUGCACCAGUUCCUGGGUGGCAAACUACUCCACCCCAUGGUGUGGGAUUUGCUAUGCAAUAUAUUAAUGCUGCAGCACCCAUGCCAACUUCUAUUCAGCCAUCCAAGUCAAUGAAUCCAUUUGAUCUUAAUGAGCCGUCUACAGUGCAAGCCCAAACUUUCCCUUCCAUGGCAUCCUUGCAAAGUGCUCUCCCAAAUAUGCCAACAUCUUCAGGCCUACAGCGUACCUCCAGUCUUGGUGCUCCAUCAGCAGCAUGGAUGCCAUCCCACUCAUUACCUUAUCCAUCAGCGUUGCCUCCGCAGGCACUAUCUUAUGCAUCAGCUGUGCCUCCAAUUUCAGGGGUAUACAUGGCACAGCAAGUAUCAAAUAACAUGCCACUUUCUGGGCACCAAGGAGCUGGAGGCUUCGGUGCUGAUGGAGCUGCUUUUGGUGCUAUGAAUACGAAUCAACAGCUAGCUGGUAGAUUCCCAGCCCCUGCAGCCCCUUCGCCUUUCUCUUCUGUUGGAGGGAACCCUUUUGGAUGAACUUGAACUAGAGUAAAAGUGUCCUCAUUUUAGCGGAAGCAUCAACUUGUUGCUUCAUCCAGAUAGCUGGGUGGAAAUUUUUGGUUUCUAUUCUUCUGCUUGAAUCAUCCAGCCAAAUUACUGCAUGCCCCAUUUUUAUCAAGUUGAAGGGUAAAUGUCCAUAUCAACCCUGAAAAUUAUUCGGAGAGAGAGAGUGAGUAUAAUUUAAGAGAGUAGACACCUCCAUGGGGAUUUAGGUUUUAUCUUUUUAUGUGCCUAUGAUAUCUAUUGGCAUUAUUGUAUUGUUCUUGGGUGAUCUUUGCGCUGUCUGUCACCCGUAGAACCUGUAUCAUUUUUGUGUGUUGCCUGCUGCUCUUAGAAGUCAUAAUUCUUUUUCCUUCUUCUUUUCAUGUAUGAUUCUGAAUAUUCAUGUUUCGGCGAGGUGUUCAAGUCUGUGAAAAGCUAGUGGAACAAUUCUUACCAGGGAUAACAGUUUGUAUGCAUAUAUUGUUGAAUAUUAAGAUGAUUUUUCGGUGA
Molecule: messenger RNA, 3043 nt
Organism: Ricinus communis (castor bean)
Lineage: Eukaryota; Viridiplantae; Streptophyta; Magnoliopsida; Malpighiales; Euphorbiaceae
Product: probable ADP-ribosylation factor GTPase-activating protein AGD14
Exons: 14
Coding region: 308-2527 (739 amino acids)
Molecular function (GO): GTPase activator activity
Source: RefSeq, a predicted model, not a curated record